Aspergillus glaucus CBS 516.65 is the source of this 1041-nucleotide messenger RNA. Its product is annotated as CHAT domain-containing protein. Lineage: Eukaryota; Fungi; Ascomycota; Eurotiomycetes; Eurotiales; Aspergillaceae. Bases 1 to 1041 code for a protein of 346 amino acids. The record is from RefSeq and is a predicted model, not a curated record. The transcript is spliced from 4 exons.
AUGGCUGCCGCUAACCGUGGGCCUCUGGUUGUUCUUAAUGCAAACCGGUACCGUUGUGAUGCGUUUAUUAUCAAGCAAGAUCAUAUUGGCGCGCUGAAUUUACCACAUCUACAUUUAGAGGACGUUCCCAAGAUGGCCCAGAUGAUGAGAACAGAUAUCACUCCCGUUCUAGGAUGGCUCUGGAACGUGAUGGCACAGCAUGCUCUUGAGUACCUGGGUUUUGAUCGGCGGCCAUCUGGCAAUAACUGGCCUCAUGUUUGGUGGAUCCCUAUUGGUAUUCUCGGAAGAAUUCCCAUUCAUGCAGCUGGGAAUCAUUUCAACGGCUCGCAUGAGAUGGUGCUCGAUAGAGUCGUCCCAUCAUACAGUGGAUCUGUCAAGGCACUGUGGUAUGUCUCAAUGCCUCAAACACUAGGCCAAUCAUCCCUACAUUUUGCUUCAGACGAGAUGAACAUGCUUCGCGAUAUCUGUCCUUCCCUCAAUCUCCAAAAUAUCGAGUCAGCUCAGCCUACCAAAGCGCAGGUAAUAUGCCACUUGAAAGGCUGCACAGUCUUCCAUUUUGCUGGCCACGGAAUUUCUGAUUCUACAGAGCCUUCCGCUAGCUCUUUGAUACUUGACGACUGGCAGAAAAACCGGCUUACUGUAGGAGACCUUCGUGAUCUCCGACUGGAGGAGAAUUCGCCUUUUCUCAGUUAUCUCUCAGCAUGUUCGACGGGGGGACCCUCUGGGAAGCAUCUGACUCCCAUUGUCGAGAUUGCACGGAUUUUCUAUGAGACCCUUCGUAAGGAGGGUAUGACAGACGACGCCGUGAGCCGGGGGCUGCACAGAGCCAUCAGAGAGUUUCGAGACGUGGACGAGCAAAUUGCAAAUAGUAGAUGGCAGGAAGAUGAGAAAGACGAACCUGAGAAUCUGGACGAUGCAUCGAACAACCCCACCCUUGAGAGCUCGGUAGAAGAUAAUCAGCCAUCUAAAUUUCUCUAUCUGGUCUUCACUCGAAGGGGUGUGUUCAUGUAUAUCGAUGGAAAGCACAUAAUACGAUCAUGA